This is a messenger RNA of Eptesicus fuscus (big brown bat), 1702 nucleotides long. It is a transcript of the gene CELF3, whose product is annotated as CUGBP Elav-like family member 3. Gene Ontology annotation, biological process: mRNA splice site recognition; regulation of alternative mRNA splicing, via spliceosome. Bases 1 to 1422 code for a protein of 473 amino acids. Gene Ontology annotation, molecular function: mRNA binding. NCBI's taxonomy places the organism in Eukaryota, Metazoa, Chordata, Mammalia, Chiroptera, Vespertilionidae. Gene Ontology annotation, cellular component: ribonucleoprotein complex; nucleus; cytoplasm. The record is from RefSeq and is a predicted model, not a curated record. The transcript has 13 exons.
AUGAAGGAGCCGGAUGCCAUCAAGCUGUUUGUGGGGCAGAUCCCGAGGCAUCUGGAGGAAAAGGACCUGAAGCCCAUCUUCGAACAGUUUGGUCGGAUCUUCGAGCUGACUGUCAUCAAGGACAAGUACACGGGGCUGCACAAGGGAUGUGCCUUCCUGACAUACUGUGCCCGCGAUUCAGCCCUGAAGGCCCAGAGCGCCCUGCACGAACAGAAGACGCUGCCAGGGAUGAACAGACCAAUCCAGGUGAAGCCAGCCGACAGCGAGAGCCGAGGAGAAGACCGGAAGCUCUUUGUGGGGAUGCUCGGGAAGCAGCAGACAGAUGAGGACGUCCGGAAGAUGUUCGAGCCUUUUGGGACCAUAGACGAGUGCACUGUGCUGCGGGGGCCAGAUGGCACCAGCAAAGGCUGCGCCUUCGUGAAGUUCCAGACCCACGCCGAGGCCCAGGCAGCUAUCAACACCCUGCACAGCAGCCGGACCCUGCCGGGCGCCUCGUCCAGCCUGGUGGUGAAGUUCGCCGACACGGAGAAGGAGCGAGGUCUCCGCCGGAUGCAGCAGGUGGCCACCCAGCUGGGCAUGUUCAGCCCCAUCGCCCUCCAGUUUGGAGCCUACAGCGCCUACACCCAGGCCCUGAUGCAGCAGCAGGCGGCCCUGGUGGCGGCUCACAGUGCCUACCUCAGCCCCAUGGCCACCAUGGCUGCCGUGCAGAUGCAACACAUGGCCGCCAUCAACGCCAAUGGCCUCAUCGCCACCCCCAUCACCCCGUCCUCAGGAACCAGCACCCCUCCUGCCAUCGCUGCCACGCCUGUCUCGGCGAUCCCUGCCGCCCUGGGCGUCAACGGCUACAGCCCGGUGCCCACCCAGCCGGCCGGGCAGCCUGCUCCUGAUGCUCUGUAUCCCAACGGGGUUCACCCCUACCCAGCCCAGAGCCCCGCGGCCCCCGUGGACCCCCUGCAGCAGGCCUACGCGGGGAUGCAGCACUACACAGCAGCCUACCCAGCAGCCUACAGCCUGGUUGCGCCUGCGUUCCCGCAGCCUCCUGCCCUGGUCGCCCAGCAGCCCCCGCCCCCACCCCAGCAGCAGCAGCAGCAGCAGCAGCAGCAACAGCAGCAGCAGCAGCAGCAACAGCAGCAGCAACAGCAGCGGGAAGGCCCUGACGGCUGCAACAUCUUCAUCUACCACCUGCCCCAGGAGUUCACGGACUCGGAGAUCCUCCAGAUGUUCGUCCCCUUUGGCCACGUCAUCUCAGCCAAAGUCUUUGUUGACCGGGCCACCAAUCAGAGCAAGUGUUUUGGCUUUGUGAGUUUCGACAAUCCGGCCAGCGCCCAGGCUGCCAUCCAGGCCAUGAACGGUUUCCAGAUUGGCAUGAAGCGCCUCAAAGUCCAGCUGAAGCGGCCUAAGGAUGCCAACCGGCCCUACUGAGGGCCCCAGGUCGGGACGCCACAGGAAGGGGCUCAGCCCGGCCGGCCCUCUCCGCACACCUCUGGGCCUCCACUGGGCUCUGGGGGACAGGACACACCCACUCCUGCCACCGCCUCUCCGCAAGGGCCCGUUUCCUCCCAGGUGCCCUCUGGCCUUUGUGAGGGAGCGAGGGACAGGCCUGAAGGCUCGGGGUACCUGCCUUCUGCGGGGGCUCCUGUACCGGGCCUCCUGCGCCCAGCUUUCGCACCCGCGUCCCCCCCAGGGGCCUGUUCUAGCUGAG